Ambispora gerdemannii is the source of this 417-nucleotide messenger RNA. The record is from the annotation of a GenBank genome assembly. NCBI's taxonomy places the organism in Eukaryota, Fungi, Glomeromycota, Glomeromycetes, Archaeosporales, Ambisporaceae.
AUGCGAAGAGAUAUGAUGAACAUAUAUCCGACAACUCCUUUUGAAAAUAACUCACCUUCUUUAUUAAAUUCGCUAUUUGAAGAAGCUUCUUGCCGAAUGUGUCCUGUCGAAACUGAACUCAGGGUUUAUUUUGACAUGCAUAAAAUGCCGAAAUAUGAUCUUUCUGAUCCUCUCUAUAAGAAACACAACCCAUUAGUCUUUUGGCAUGAUAAUCAAUUAACUCUCCCUUUAAUGGCACAGCAAGCUCGACGGUCAUUGGCUAUUCCGGGAACCUCAGUUUCAUCUGAGCGUUUGUUUUCUGAUGCUGGAAAUGUAGUUACUGAAAAGCGAAACCGCCUCCACCCGAACACAGUUCAUGACUUACUUUUUUUGAAGGAAAAUCAACAUUGCUUUAAUCCUUAUUCCAACUUAAACUAA